AUGGACAGAAAAAGUCUUGAUGCAAAGACAGACGUGGCCAUGGCUGAGAACGCUGGCCAUAUUGCUGUAAAUGACAUUGUUGAUCUCGACCAGAGAAUCCAAGACCUCGUGGCUGUUGCUCCCCCAUUCUACAAGAACAAGAGCCUUUUCCGACUGUAUCUUCUUAUUAUCCCCACAUGUUUGUGUGCCGCCAUCACUCUUGGAUUCGAUGCCAAUUUUGGUCAUCCUCGUGGUGCCCUUCUUGGUAUCAUGUCUGCUAUUCUUCCUCUCGGGUGCGUCGUCGCAACACCUUUUAUUAGCCUUGUCGGUGAUCGUUACGGACGUCGCAUGGGUAUCUUUGUUGGUGCGGUCAUCAUGAUCAUUGGUGCUGUGAUUCAAGGUGCCUCCGUUCAUUUUGCCAUGUUCCUCGUCUCCCGCUUCAUCAUCGGUUUCGGUCUUGUCUUUGCGAACGCCUACGCCCCUAUGCUCAUCGGCGAGCUCGCCCAUCCCAAGGAACGACAAGUCAUCACCUCCUUGUAUCAAACAUCAUGGUAUAUCGGUGCUAUUCUUGCGGCCUGGGUCACCUUCGGCACCUUCAGUAUUCCCAGCGAGUGGUCGUGGCGGAUUCCCUCCCUACUUCAAGCUGCUCCAGCUGUGUUGCCGAUCUCUUUCGUCUUUUGCCUCCCAGAAUCCCCUCGAUGGCUCAUUGCCAACGGUCGAAGUGAAGAGGCCAAGGCUAUGUUGGUCAAGUGGCAUGCCAACGGUAACGAGGACGAUGAGUUGGUCAAGCUCGAGUUUAUCCAGAUGCGAAACGUUAUUGAGGCUGAGGUCAGCAAUGAGACUGGUUGGAAGGAACUUUUCAAGUCUCCCGGCAACCGAAAGCGAGUCUUUAUUCUGGUCUGUCUUGGAUGCUUCAGCCAAUGGUCAGGCAACGGUCUCGUUUCUUACUACUUGGUCCGAGUCCUUGAAACUGUUGGUGUGACUGACGCCCGAGAGCGCAACAUUCUCAACGGCUGCCUCAUGAUCUUCAACUGGCUGACUUCAGUCGCCUCCGCCUUCCUCACUGCAUACAUGAAGCGCCGCACACAGUUCCUUAUCUCUGUAGGAGGUAUGUUCGGGAUCUUUGCCGCACAAACUCUAUGCGCAGGUCUAUUCAACGAGGAUCAUAACACUGCUGCCGGCAAAGCCGUCAUUGCGAUGCUCUUCCUUUUCUACUUCUUCUACAACUUGGCCUUUAACGCUCUUCUCUACUCCUACCCAGUUGAGAUCCUUCCCUAUCCUAUCAGAGCUAAAGGUUUCUCGCUUCUCAUGUUCUUCGGCAAGGCUAGUAACUUUAUCAACACAAUGGUCAACCCUAUUGGGCUUCAGGCUUUGGCCUGGAAGUUCUACUUUGUCUAUGUCGCCUGGUUGGCUGUCGAGCUUGCAAUUGUGUGGAAGUUCUUUAUCGAGACCAAGGGACCUAGUCUGGAGGCUAUAGCUGCUGUUUUCGACGGUCAUGAUGCUUCCGUUUUGUCUGAGGAUAGUGAUCUCAAGAAGGGAGAGUCAGAGAAGCACUAG
Molecule: messenger RNA, 1536 nt
Organism: Fusarium graminearum PH-1
Lineage: Eukaryota; Fungi; Ascomycota; Sordariomycetes; Hypocreales; Nectriaceae
Exons: 3
Coding region: 1-1536 (511 amino acids)
Biological process (GO): transmembrane transport; carbohydrate transport
Cellular component (GO): membrane
Molecular function (GO): carbohydrate:proton symporter activity
Source: RefSeq, a predicted model, not a curated record